This is a messenger RNA of Salvelinus fontinalis (brook trout), 3023 nucleotides long. Its product is annotated as radixin-like. Gene Ontology annotation, molecular function: cell adhesion molecule binding; actin binding. The transcript has 16 exons. The record is from RefSeq and is a predicted model, not a curated record. NCBI's taxonomy places the organism in Eukaryota, Metazoa, Chordata, Actinopteri, Salmoniformes, Salmonidae. The coding region runs from base 517 to 2304 and encodes 595 amino acids. Gene Ontology annotation, cellular component: adherens junction; apical part of cell; cytoskeleton. Gene Ontology annotation, biological process: positive regulation of early endosome to late endosome transport; regulation of cell shape; regulation of organelle assembly.
GCCGCACCGUAAAAGUCCGACGGCCAUAUUGACUGACUGCAUCUCCUCCUCCGCGGUGAAACUGGCUCAGUCGCUUUAUACAUAGCGGGGUGUCUAACGGGAAACAACUCGGUCUAUUUUGGUCGCGUGGGAUUUAAAGUAGGCUACCCAGUGGGCCCGGGGAGACAGUUUACCGUUUUUAGAACGCAGUUCAACUGAUCAACUGAGAGCCUCAUUGUUUCUGCAUGAAUGGUGACCUGGAAGCUGUGUCCGUUUGAGAGUGACCCUCCGGCUUUGGGUGAAUAGAGGGGUCAGGCGGUGGAGCCCAGGGCGAGGCAACGAGGCGGAGGACCUUUUGUUUGCAUUUUCUCAGCGGAAGGGCAAGGCUGGAGAGAGGACAAAGAUGCCCAAACCGUUAGGAUGAUGUCUCUUUGGCCCAGGCUGUGGGGAUUAGCUCUGUUGGACCUGGAGAUAAUGGGACUGCCUCGAUGGAGAGGGGAAGGACGGGAGAGGCCUGAGGGUAGAUAAGAAGUGGAGAUGACAGGAAAGGCGAUGAAAAGAAAGGACUGGAUUGGUGAGAGGAAGGCAGAGAGGAGAAAGGAAGAGGGGACAGGAGUGAUCAAUGUGCGUGUCACCACCAUGGAUGCAGAGCUGGAGUUUGCCAUUCAGCCCAACACCACCGGCAAACAGCUCUUUGACCAGGUGGUGAAGACAGUGGGCCUCCGGGAGGUGUGGUUCUUUGGCCUGCAGUACACAGACAGUAAAGGUUACAGCACGUGGCUCAAACUCAAUAAGAAGGUGACGCAGCAGGAUGUAAAAAAGGAGAACCCUCUGCAGUUCAAGUUCAGAGCCAAGUUCUUCCCUGAGGACGUGUCUGAGGAACUCAUCCAGGAGAUUACGCAGAGACUCUUCUUCCUGCAGGUGAAGGAGGCCAUCCUGAACGAUGAGAACUACUGUCCUCCAGAGACUGCCGUGUUGCUGGCCUCCUACUCUGUCCAGGCCAAGUAUGCAGACUACAACAGAGACGUCCACAAGCCUGGUUACCUCACCUCCGACCGCCUGCUGCCACAGAGAGUGUUGGAGCAGCAUAAGUUGACUAAGGAACAGUGGGAGGACAGAAUACAGACCUGGCAUGAGGAACACACAGGCAUGCUCAGAGAGGACUCAGUGAUGGAGUAUCUGAAGAUAGCCCAGGACCUGGAAAUGUAUGGAGUGAACUACUUUGAGAUCAAGAACAAGAAGGGAACCGAGUUGUGGCUGGGUGUGGAUGCACUGGGACUCAAUAUCUACGAACAUGAGGACAAGUUGACACCAAAGAUUGGCUUCCCCUGGAGCGAGAUCAGAAACAUCUCCUUCAAUGACAAAAAGUUUGUCAUCAAACCCAUCGACAAGAAAGCCCCAGACUUUGUGUUCUACGCGCCACGGUUGCGGAUCAACAAGCGUGUCCUGGCGCUGUGCAUGGGGAACCACGAACUGUACAUGAGGAGGAGGAAGCCUGACACCAUCGAGGUGCAGCAGAUGAAGGCCCAGGCCCGGGAGGAGAAACACCACAAACAGAUGGAGAGAGCCCAGCUAGAAAACGAGAAGAAAAAACGAGCGCACGCAGAGAAAGAGAGGGAGAAGAUGGAGAAAGAGAAGGAUGAGCUGAUCGAGAGACUCAAACAGAUUGAGGAACAGACGCUAAAGGCCCAGAAAGAGCUGGAGGAUCAGACACGCAGGGCCCUGGAGUUGGACCAGGAGAGGAAGAGAGCGAAGGAGGAGGCAGAGAGGUUGGAGAAAGAGAAACAGGCAGCAGAGGAGGCCAAGGCAGCGCUGGUUCAACAGGCUGCUGACCAGAUGAAGAACCAGGAACAACUGGCCGCUGAGCUAGGAGAAUUCACCGCCAAAAUCGCUCUGCUUGAGGAGGCCAAAAGGAAAAAGGAAGAGGAAGCGACAGAAUGGCAACACAAAGCCAUCUCAGCCCAGGAGGACCUGGAGAAGACUAAAGAGGAGCUGAAGUCUGUGAUGUCAUCACCCCCUGCGCCAGAGCACGAUGAGGAGGAUGAGACAAACGCUGAGGGUAGCACCGAGCUGCACAGUGAUGGGGUCACCAGCCACCACAGCGAGGAGGAACGUAUCACAGAGGCCCAGAAGAACGAACGCGUCAAGGAACAGCUGCAGGCUCUGAGUUCAGAGUUGGCCCAGGCGAGGGACGACACCAAGAAGACCCAGAAUGACAUGCUACAUGCGGAGAACGUGAAGGCUGGGAGGGACAAGUACAAGACCCUGCGUCAGAUCCGCCAGGGCAACACCAAGCAGCGCAUCGACGAGUUUGAGUCCAUGUGAGAGACCUCACCCUCCCACCCUUACAUUGCCACUACAACGGCUCGUUUUUGUGUACAGCAAAACCUGCCCGUUCCCGUCCCAUUCCCCCAAAUCCCUACUUGCAAAAAAGGCCAGAGGUGUGUGGAUUCAAUGUCCCGCUAACUAUGCCUUGCCAAAGCUCUGCCCACUAGCGGAUGGCCAAUCAAACUGCUCCAUGCUUAGAGCUCUGCCUAACCACAUCUGGAAUCGCCUAAUCUGGAAUGGCAAGCAACAUACUGUCGAAGCGAACUUCUCCAUGAGCAAAGGAUAAUUUAAUGCUUGCAUGUCUGAUGUAAGAAUGGAUAGAGAAAUUGGUUGAUAUCUUGCUUUUAUUGAGAGGGAACAAUUGCAGUUUAACUUUUUGAUGUCACUGGCAAGCUUGUAUGUAAAGCUUUAAAUACCGUACCUUACCGUUUAUUUGUUUGCCAUUAGAUGAAGAAUUCUAAUAGUUUUCUUUUUUUAACAAAACAGCCUUAUUUGCCUCAUUUAAUUUCGGCUUCAUAUUUAACUGUGGUGAGUUAGCUGUUCUCUAGUCAGUCAUGGGUCAGCUGGUGUUGAACCAGUGGUUUAAUUCCUCCAGAAUUUGACAAUAGCGUUUAUCUGUUCGUUCUGACCUAUACCUUUGUGUCGUUUAUCGUCCAUUGAAGCAUUUACCAUUUAUUUAUUUUCGUUCACAAUAAAGAUUCCAUGUAUAUUUCUUA